UGCGGAUAUUCCUUUAGGGUUCUUAGAUUUUGGCGAUGGUGGGAGUGGCCGCCGUCAAAGACGUGGGAUUCCUCCUCGAUCGUCUCCUGGAUCCCAAGCAGCCGAUCUCCGAGCGCUUCCGGGCGCUGUUCGCCAUCAGGAAUCACCACGGCGAUGCGUCUCGAUCAGCGCUCAUCGCCGCAAUGCGCGAUCCCUCCAAUCUCCUGGCUCACGAGGCCGCAUUCGCUCUAGGUCAGAUGCAAGAUCCAGUCUCCAUCGCCGCACUACGCGAAAUCCUGUGCGAUGUCGACGGCGCGCACCCGAUCGUCCGCCACGAGGCCGCAGAGGCGAUGGGAGCGAUCGGCGAUCCCAGCUGCGUGGAUCUCUUGAGGAGCGUGUGGCGGAGCGAUCCAGCGCGGGAGGUCCGGGAGACUUGCGAGCUUGCUCUCCACAGAAUCAAGAUAAGUUCUUCCAAUUCCAAUCCCACGAACGAAGAUCGAGUACCAAAGUUCUUGUCCGUGGAUCCAAUGCUACCAGCAUCAGGAGAUUCAAGCACUUCCCAGCUCCGCCAGCUUCUUCUCGACGAUUCUCUUCCAAUGCACGAGAGGUACGCUGCGUUGUUUGCUCUACGCAACCGCGGAGAUAAAGAAUCCACCGACGCCAUCGCCGCGGCGCUAGAAACAUCCAAGAGCGCCUUGCUCAAGCACGAGGUAGCGUAUGUUCUUGGCCAGCUCCAAGACAUGGCCACAGUGGAGAUUUUGGAGAGAACUUUGGGUGAUCCCGGCGAGCAUCCCAUGGUGAGACAUGAGGCCGCGGAGGCGCUGGGCUCCAUAGCUGAUCCAAACUGUGUGGAGCUCCUCACAAAGUUCUUGGAUGAUCCGGAGCCUAUAGUUCAUCAAAGCUGCGAGGUUGCUCUAAGCAUGCUUGAGUUUGAGCAGCAGGGGAAACCAUUUGAGUACCUUUUCCAGGAAAUCAAAGUUGGCUCGGAGUAGCUUUCGUUCUAAAA
Selaginella moellendorffii is the source of this 985-nucleotide messenger RNA. RefSeq names its product deoxyhypusine hydroxylase-B. Gene Ontology annotation, biological process: peptidyl-hypusine biosynthetic process. The coding region runs from base 36 to 971 and encodes 311 amino acids. The transcript has 2 exons. NCBI's taxonomy places the organism in Eukaryota, Viridiplantae, Streptophyta, Lycopodiopsida, Selaginellales, Selaginellaceae. The record is from RefSeq and is a predicted model, not a curated record. Gene Ontology annotation, molecular function: deoxyhypusine monooxygenase activity.